Torulaspora globosa is the source of this 1587-nucleotide messenger RNA. RefSeq names its product putative metalloreductase (gene AIM14). The record is from RefSeq and is a predicted model, not a curated record. Gene Ontology annotation, cellular component: plasma membrane. NCBI's taxonomy places the organism in Eukaryota, Fungi, Ascomycota, Saccharomycetes, Saccharomycetales, Saccharomycetaceae. Gene Ontology annotation, molecular function: oxidoreductase activity. Bases 1 to 1587 code for a protein of 528 amino acids. The transcript has a single exon.
AUGAGCAGUUCAUUAUGGAAGAGACAUGGUGAAACACAUUAUGCCAACAUUCAGUAUGGUUAUUAUGUCCUCGGGAUAUCAGCUCUUUACUUCAUCUUCCUGAUGGUGAUGCGCAAGGUACUUCCCAGUAGGCCAGCCACAAGCUCAGAUUCUAAGUUCAAGAAAAUAAUAUAUGGAUUAUAUUCCAUCGAUCCAGCAAUUAAUCUUUGUAUCCUAUUGGUGCUAUUUUUGACGCCUUUCUAUGGUCACUACUCGUUGGCACAUCAGACUAGUGUCUACAUCAAGCGUUUGGGACGAUUGAGCUACGUUCUGUUGACGCUCAAUCUUAUCCUCAACUUGAGGCCCAAUUGGCUGCUAUAUCGAGACUAUACGUACACGGACUUUAUCCCUUUGCAUAAAUGGCUAUCUCGCAUAAUUGUCUUGAUCGCGAUGGUUCAUGGUAUUCUGUUCCUUAUUUACUGGGGAGUCAAAGAUGAAAGGUCGGUAUUAUCCGAACUGAAGAAGGCCAAGAAUUUUGUUGGUUUGAUUGUUAUGAUAGAGGCUGGUUUACUUCUUCUCUUCUCCUUGGGUCCUGCUAGACGCCUGAACUACAACCUCUUCUUUGCAACGCAUAACAUAUUCACAUUGAGUUUGAUAUUUCUCACAGCUAUUCAUGCAAGGCCGGGAGUCGGAGUUCCCUACCUCGGUAUCAAUAUUUUCAUUUUAGCGGUUCAUCUCAUCUCAAAAACCGUCUUCGCCAGAAGCACCGAUUUGCUAGGGAAAUAUACUGACUACAGAAAUACCAAUUUGGUGGCUGUUCAGCUGCCUCGAGCAGCUUUGGCAGACGCUUUUGAACCGGGCUGCCACAUCAGAAUAAGUCCGUUCCGCCGAAUCAAUCCAUUGUACUGGUUAUUGCCCUCGCACCCGUUCACCGUAGCCUCUAUGCCAUCAGAUUCUACAGUCGAUCUCAUUAUAGCUGAAAAUAAGCAUCCCCGUUCGUUUAAACUUGAAAUGGGUGCCAGAUACACGAUAAUUAACAACUACAACCCGGCAAUCCCCAGAUUAUGCCUAUCGUCUGCUACCAGAGUCAGUAUUGUCUGUGGCGGCAGUGGCAUCUCGUUCGGGUUGCCCUUGUAUCGUUAUUUCAAGGAGCUGCAUCCAGUGGAUUAUCUGCACUUUGUCUGGCUCACGAGAGAUAGGUAUCAACUGAAGGUUCUAGAGGAUCUUCUCAAGGAAUCGUCGUUUGAUGGAAGUGCAGAUUUUCACAUUUUCAUUACGAGAGACCUUGAUAGUAUGGAACAGGAACAGCAAGAACAAGACGAUAUAGACUUGGAGUUCGAACUGGAGUCCUUCACACCAGAGCAGCUCGACGAGAACGGGGCUGUGGUGGGCGAUACUGCUAGCUCGAUGGGCACUAAGAUCAAGGCCGCCUCAGUGAAUCUGGGGAGAAGAAUAAAUUGGGCAGUAGAUUUGUCAAAUUUUGUCGACGCCUCAGUCACAGACACCACUUGGCUACUCACAUGCGGCCCCAUAACACUGAUCGAUGCUGGCCGGCAGUACGCUGCAGGAAAUGGUAUCAACUUUGCCUCUGAAAUAUAUGCUUUAUGA